AUGAUGCUGCAAGAGGUAAACAACAAUUCUGCAUUGAUGUGGACACAGUUGUGUCUAUCAGCCUGCGGAAUCGUUCUGAACAUAUUGUUUUUAUGGAUAACAGCAAAGACAAAAGAGAAAAGAGCUCUGAUCGAUUCUACUAUCAUCCUAGCGUGUGCUGCCAAAUCUCUCAUAGGCAUGAACAUGUUGGUUGAAUUGCUGUCGCCAUAUUUUUCAAAUAACUUAGACUUGUUCAAGAUUUUAGAUAUCACAGAAUUUCUUCUAGAUAGUUUUUACCUGAUCAACUUAUUGAUACUCAACAUAUUUCGGUAUCGAGUCCUACGAAAUAUGCACACCCCACAAGAUCAUAAACUACGCUGUCAUCAGUCGAAAAAGUGCAUACUAAUUGGAAUAGUGCUGAUAGUUGUAUGCACCUUUACCUAUGCAGUUGCGAUGUGGCUAAAAGACGAUCGGGGAGAGUUGGUUAGAAUAAUAAUGAUUAAAAUAGUAUACACACUUAUGAAAAGUAUACCCUGGACAUUGAUAGUAACUCUCAAUUUUUUGAUGUUGGUAAAAAUAUCUUUUCUUUUAUACAAACGACGUAUAACUGUCAAUCCUGAAGUGCAAAACAUAAGUCGUCAUAACUCCUUUAGAUGCAGAACUUUAUUGAGACAAUUCACACUGUCAUUAAUUCUACAGACCAUUCUGUUCAUAUGUCCCAGCAUGCAUAUUUACCCAGUAGAAUUUGUAGCUCUCAUCUUCAAGAAAUAUGGAUCAAAACUAAACGAUAUUUACUCUUCUAUGAGAGUUGUCCUUGUUGUGUUAAAUCCUGCCAUGUUCAGUAUUAUCCUCCAGUCAAAAUAUAAUAUUGUCAAGACAUGUCGACUCGAAAUGAGACGAGCAAGUACUGCUGUUAGGAAUAUGUUGGAUGGUAGCGUCCUGAAAAAUGCUCAGAAAAACGAAACUUCUCAAGAUAAACACCUGGAAAUGAAAAGUUAUUUGGUAAACAGCACAAACAAACACCUGAAACAACAUAAUAUUUUUACAGUAUUUCCUCCAACUUCGACAUCACCAAGUACUCCUAACAGUGGGAACACACAAAGUCAUAAAAGCUUUAUAUUUAAUGAUUCAUUAGUCGAUAUAAGAUCUGUUAACAGUUUGAAAUCGUUCCAAGACAGAGGAGAUGCAACUUCGUUUUUCUGUCCGAAAAGGUUUAUAGAAAGAUUAAAUACAACACCUUCAGUUGAUUUAAGCCUACAAAGUAUAACAUCAAGCAUGCAUUCACGGACUCAUGAUAUGCACAAAUCACCAAGCGUAGAACUGGUCGAAAAUCUUCCACCACUGGUCACAGAUAAAACGUCUGGUUCCUUACCAGACGUAUUACAGCAUGGAUCAACAUUAUUUUGUUUCGAACAAGUAAAUUGCAGUGAUAGAAAAUCGUCUUUAUCAAGAAUGAACUCAGACAGAACUGAAGAGGAACACCUACCGGGAAUAUUAAAAUACAAACAUGCUAAAGAUAAACCAUUAUCGGACAGUAGUGGAGACACAUUAAGUGAAUACGACCUUGCAGAGGCACUAAAAUUCUUAUAAGAUGUAAAACUAACUUUUUAUGACAUGAAUUUUU
Mytilus trossulus (common blue mussel) is the source of this 1603-nucleotide messenger RNA. RefSeq lists its product as uncharacterized. Bases 1 to 1569 code for a protein of 522 amino acids. The record is from RefSeq and is a predicted model, not a curated record. The transcript is spliced from 2 exons. Lineage: Eukaryota; Metazoa; Mollusca; Bivalvia; Mytilida; Mytilidae.